Molecule: messenger RNA, 1545 nt
Organism: Dendrobium catenatum
Lineage: Eukaryota; Viridiplantae; Streptophyta; Magnoliopsida; Asparagales; Orchidaceae
Product: 1-aminocyclopropane-1-carboxylate synthase 7
Exons: 4
Coding region: 53-1372 (439 amino acids)
Biological process (GO): amino acid metabolic process; biosynthetic process
Molecular function (GO): pyridoxal phosphate binding; transaminase activity
Source: RefSeq, a predicted model, not a curated record
GAGAGAGAGAGAGAGAGAAUCUCAAAGCAAUUCAUUAAAGCUGGCAAGAGGAAUGGGGCCUGGAGCUCCAUUAUCAAAGAUUGCAGUUUCAAAGGCUCAUGGAGAGGAUUCGCCAUACUUUGCUGGCUGGAAAGCUUAUGAUGAAGACCCUUAUGAUGCUGUGAGCAAUUCCGCAGGUGUCAUUCAGAUGGGAUUGGCUGAGAAUCAAGUCUCAUUUGAUUUGCUAGAGGAUUACCUGGAACACCACCCUGAGACAUCUAGCUGGGGCUCUGGAAUCACUAGCUUCAAAGAAAAUGCUUUGUUCCAGGACUAUCAUGGCCUCCAAAGCUUCAGAAAGGCAAUGGCAAGCUUCAUGGAACAAAUAAGAGGCAAGCGUGUCAAAUUUGACCCGGAUAGAAUGGUUCUCACAGCCGGUGCAACCGCCGCCAAUGAGCUAUUGACCUUUAUCUUAGCCGACCCUGGCGACGUCUUCCUUGUACCCACCCCUUACUAUCCAGGGUUCGACCGAGACCUCCAAUGGAGAACCGGAGUGAAAAUCCUCCCGGUCCAUUGUCACAGCUCCAACGGCUUCCAACUCACGCUUGCCUCCCUUCAAUCCGCUUAUUCCAAUGCCGAAGCAUCAAACUUUCGUGUCAAAGGUCUCCUUAUCACCAACCCUUCCAACCCAUUAGGCACCGCCAUGUCACGCUCUCUCCUUGAAGAAAUACUCGACUUCAUAGAAGAAAAAAACAUCCAUUUAAUCUCUGACGAAAUCUACUCCGGCUCAGUAUUCUCCUAUCCAGAAUUCAUAAGCGUUGCUGAACUCGUUGAAACCCGCCGACACAAAACCUGUGAAGGAAUCCAUAUCGUGUACAGCUUAUCAAAAGACCUUGGCCUACCUGGCUUUAGAGUAGGAACCAUCUACUCUUACAAUAACAGAGUGGUGACAACAGCGAGAAGAAUGUCUAGUUUCAGCUUAGUCUCUUCACAAACACAAAAGAUGUUGGCUUCCAUGUUAUCAGAUGAAGAGUUCACAACUAAAUACAUAAGAACAAAUAGAGAGAGAUUGAGGAAGAGACACAGUUACAUUGUUCAAGGAUUAAAGGAUGCAGGAAUUAGGUGUUUGAACGGGAAUGCAGGGUUGUUUUGUUGGAUGAAUCUCACACAAAUGCUUGAGGAGAAAUCAGUGGAGGGAGAGCUGAGGCUGUGGAAGAUGAUAUUGAGCGAAGUGAAACUUAAUGUGUCUCCGGGGAGUUCAUGCUACUGUGUAGAGCCAGGGUGGUUCAGGGUUUGUUUUGCAAAUAUGACUGAGGAGACUCUAGAUGUUGCAUUGAGAAGAAUGAAGGUCUUUGUUGAGAAGAUUAAGGGAAGGAAGAAGAAGUUGAUUUCCUAAAAUUGAAUUAUUUGUUUUAAUCAUUCUUUUUGGAUGUUGAUUAGUUAACAUCCUGAAUUAUAACAGUUCCUAAAAGUAAUGACUUGGAAUGAUUUUGACACAUAUUAUGAAAAAUGUUUUUCUUUUUCGUUCAAAUAAUUUUUUCCUAUGCAUCAAGGAUACAAAAUGUACUU